Messenger RNA from Suillus plorans, 1365 nucleotides. RefSeq lists its product as uncharacterized. The transcript is spliced from 4 exons. The record is from RefSeq and is a predicted model, not a curated record. Bases 1 to 1365 code for a protein of 454 amino acids. Lineage: Eukaryota; Fungi; Basidiomycota; Agaricomycetes; Boletales; Suillaceae.
AUGUACACCAAAACGAGCAACUUUGAUGUGUUUGUUUUUUUGACCGUAAGCUUAUAUUUAUCUAUCACAGAAGCGGGCACUGAUACUUGCUUAGGAUACGCGUCUAUAGAUGUGCUAAGCUGUACAUGCUCCACUCUCCCGCAGGUACUUCUCCACCAUGGUCUAUUCCCAACUGCACCUUCACAGCCUCGAAUGGCUGUAUCUGUUGAUUUACUUUCAUUCUACCGUGCACUGUUUGAACGCUCAUGCGACGCGAUUAACGCUCUCGCAUCAGCGCUGAAAAAUCAUUACUCUCGUCGGGGCUUCCAGGUGACCGACGCACAGUGGUUCGACAUCCUGCAAAUUCAAGUCGAACGACAACUUGAGAUGCUUCUCCAACAAAGUCGCGAUCACAUAACGAAAUUCCAGGCCUCCUUGCACGGCACCAAUUUCCCUCCACCAGGUCGAUGCGUGCCACUUCUGGUCCAACGAUGUCCCGCCUGCUUUGGGGGCGUACUGCAUGGCAGGCCCACAGAUGAAGGAGGCGAUGUACACGUUGCAACAGACGGGAAUUUCCACCACCGUCAUCGCUGCGCUGCUGGUGAUUGUCCUCCAUUCUAUGACCCUACCUACUUUAUCCCGAAAAACUUUGUUGAUGAAAUUGGUCGCCAUAUAGACACCCAACGUAAGCACCCCCCAAAGGCACAUACCCCCAUUGUCCCUGAUGAAGCUGUCGACCAAUGCGAGACUGCUUACGAGGCUGCUGACGGCAAAAAACAGAAAACUGCAAUGGAUAAUUUUGAUGACACCGGGAUCAUGGCGCUGAUCUGUCGUCAUGACAUCCCACUUUUCUUUGCUAACAUUGAUUCGCCUGGAGAACAACAAAAAUAUUCUGUAGCCCUUCUUCAGCAUUUGUUUUCACUUCUCCCACCGGAGGCUACCGUUGUUGCCCUGUAUGAUGUUGGGUGUGUUCUGGCCAGAUCACUCGCAAAGUAUAAUAUUCUUCCUGAGACCGUAACCAAACGACUUCGUCUCGCAACCACAGCAAUGCAUGCGUAUGGCCAUGAGUGGGCUUGCCAGCUCAUCUAUAAUCCGCGAAUGUGCCUUGGCCUUGGGUUGUCCGAUGGGGAAGGGACCGAACGACUUUGGUCACGCUUUGUCCGGCUGAUCGGUGUUGAGAGGACUUCUUCUGUGUCAGCAGCCAUAGGAUCCGAGAUGCAAACAGAUCUCGGUGACUGGAUUAAGCGCCGCCUUAGACGAGGAAUCAAAGAGCAAGGUUCAGCAGCGCAAGCUAUGCUAGAACGAUGUGGAAUUCCCAUCGCUGAAUUGAAGUCUGAGUGGUCCCACCAACGUCAAUCGCAAUUAUCUAUUCGUGCUCGUAAGUAA